Fimicolochytrium jonesii is the source of this 1386-nucleotide messenger RNA. RefSeq names its product GDSL lipase/esterase. Bases 263 to 1135 code for a protein of 290 amino acids. Lineage: Eukaryota; Fungi; Chytridiomycota; Chytridiomycetes; Spizellomycetales; Powellomycetaceae. The record is from RefSeq and is a predicted model, not a curated record. Gene Ontology annotation, molecular function: hydrolase activity, acting on ester bonds. The transcript has a single exon.
CAAUUGGGAGACCGAUAUAGGAACACUGCAAAUACACACAUAGUACACACAUAGUACACACAUAGUAGACACAUAGUACACAUAUGGUACACACGCAGAUACACUGAGGGGGCCCGUCGUGGUCCUGCCGUCUCCGAACCCACGGUCGCGCUGUCGACGGCUGGGGAUAUAAAAGAUGCCCGAUGGUCGCCGUCUCCCUCUUCUUCUCCUCAGUCAACGAUACCCUACUACGUCUCCCAUCAAAGACAAGUAACUUGCAGCCAUGCUCUUCACGAUCACCCCCUUCAUCGCUCUUGCCGCCCUGGUGUCCAUCCCAGGAGCGUUCGCGGCGGCCAUCAAGAAGCCUUCCUUCAACAUCGUCGCCUUCGGUGACUCGCUCAGCGACAAUGGAAAUUCCUUCAACCUGAUCACAAACAAGACGAUGCCUCCAUCCCCAUACUACACCAAUGGCCGAUGGAGCAACGGCCCCGUCUGGGCCGAAUACCUCGCUCAGACCGCAAACGCCAACCUGGUCGACCUCGCCUUCGGCAUCUCCACAUCCAACACCGAUGUGAACCCAGCUAUCGAGCACGGUACCAGGUACCCCACCAUGCCCGGCUUCGUCCAGCAGGUCGACCAGUUCCUCUCGAGACGUUCCAAGGAUGCCAAGCCCAACAAGACCGUCGCCACGGUCUGGACAGGCGGGAACGACUACAUCCACGCCCCGGAGCUUGGUAAAACAGUCAACGCCGCAGAUGUCGUUGCGUUCACCAUGCAGGGAAUCAACAAGCUCAUCGACGCUGGUUACGACGACCUGAUCGUGUUCAACCUGCCCCCAUCAUCCUACGUCCCGUUCGCGGAACACAACCUCAGGCUGGGCGCUGCGCUGGCCACUCUGAAGUUGACCAAGCCCAAGGCGAAUGUCGUUGCCAUCGACAUGGUCGCCACCUUUGCCGCCAUUGCUGGUCAGUUGCUCGUGAAGAACCCGAAGACCGACCUUCAAGGCGGUUGUCUGGACCUCACCACCAUGACGAUCUGCCCGAAUGUGCAGGACUUUGCGCUUUGGGACGGUCUGCACCCCACCACGGCCACACACGCACUUAUUGCCGCUGACGUUGGCGCCGUGGCCAAGGUUGCCUUCCCCAAGUACUUCUAGUUCUAGAGAUCUUUUUGGGCCGUUUCCUCUGUUAGGCGUACGUGUGCUGCAUGCGAAAUAUUCCCGGCGUGCUUAGAUUUAGAGAGAUAGUUCUAUCCCCGCCAUUCUUUGGCCUUUUAGACAUGCAUUUUGGAAAGUCUUGGGACAUCAAUCAGUAUAAGGAGUUGAACAGGAAUCCUCGUUCUGGCUGUGUUGGAAGGAAGAACUCUUUCAUGGCAUGUGUCCAAUCUUCUGUACCAUAGGCAGCAGGA